Molecule: messenger RNA, 789 nt
Organism: Trichophyton rubrum CBS 118892
Lineage: Eukaryota; Fungi; Ascomycota; Eurotiomycetes; Onygenales; Arthrodermataceae
Exons: 1
Coding region: 1-789 (262 amino acids)
Biological process (GO): transmembrane transport
Cellular component (GO): membrane
Molecular function (GO): transmembrane transporter activity
Source: RefSeq, a predicted model, not a curated record
AUGAGCUUGCUUCUCAACAUCGGCGCGGCCGUCACAAACACGUUUGGGCCACUCAUCCUCAACGGCUUUGGGUACGACAAAUAUAUCACAUCGCUCCUCAACAUGCCGUUUGGAGCAGUUCAAGUUAUUGUUAUUAUGCUGGCGUCGUAUUUUGCCCAAAAACACCGGAGAAAAUCUGCGGUUUUGAUACUCCUGAUACUUCCGGUUAUUACAGGGCUCUCGAUACUAUACUCUCUCCCACCAGAAAGUUCUCAUAGUGUGUUAGUAUUGGCGUACUAUCUGCUUGCUUGUAUCUUUGGCGGAAAUCCACUCAUUGUUACCUGGAUUGUUGGAAACACCGCGGGUACUACCAAACAGUCGAUAAUCACCUCACUAUACAACGCUGGAUCGUCAACUGGCAAUAUCAUUGGGCCAUUAUUGUUCGUCAAGGAAGAUUCACCUCGAUACAGAAAUGGAUUGCGCUCUGUUCUGAUAUCAUUCAUUGCUCUCGCCGUCGUAAUACUAGCUCAAGUUGUGAACUUAGUUGUCCUCAACAAAUUACAUCGGCGAUCACGAGCAGCAGAGGGGAAAAAGGCUAACAUCAAGGAUGUAUCCAUGAAUGAGCAAUACGCAGAGUUCGAUGAUGAAAAUAAUGGCCUGGAGUUUGCGGAGUCCCAGGGCUCUGAAAAUCAGGACGAAAGAACUGGCGAAAUUGACACAGCCGGAAUAAUUUCACGGAGACGACUGGGAGAGAAUGCUUUUCAGGACUUGACUGAUAAGCAGAAUAACGAGUUCAUAUAUAUCUACUAG